This is a messenger RNA of Pseudophryne corroboree (corroboree frog), 6618 nucleotides long. Its product is annotated as zinc finger protein 16-like. Gene Ontology annotation, biological process: regulation of transcription by RNA polymerase II. Lineage: Eukaryota; Metazoa; Chordata; Amphibia; Anura; Myobatrachidae. The record is from RefSeq and is a predicted model, not a curated record. The transcript has 10 exons. Bases 1 to 3093 code for a protein of 1030 amino acids. Gene Ontology annotation, molecular function: DNA-binding transcription factor activity; RNA polymerase II cis-regulatory region sequence-specific DNA binding.
AUGGAGAAUCACCGGCCCCUCCCAUCACUGGAUGGACCCAGUAACAGAGAUACCCCAGAGAGAUGUCCCCGUCCUCUGUAUUCCCAGGACUGUACAGAGGAGAAUCACUGGACCCCACAGGAGGAUCAGGGUGAAGAUCUGACUGAUAAUAAGGCAGAAGAUAUAAAGAGAGAAGAAGAGACGUAUGUGACAGUUAAUAUUGCAGAAGAUACAGAGGAAGAAGAGACGUAUGUGACUGAUAUAAAGGCAGAAGAUGUAGAGAGAGAAGAAGAGAUGUAUGUGAGAGGUGAUCAGUUGUGUAAGGAGGAGGAAAUUCCUACAGAUAUCAGCACAGCAGAUGGACAGAGAGGCAGGAAUACCUCGGAGAGACAUCUAACUAUGUUUCCAGAUUUGAAAUUAGAAGAGAGCAUCUCAUGGUAUUCUGGAGGAGAAUACUCCAUUACCCCAAUUAUACAUCCAGUACCUCACAGUGCCGAUAUAUCAUCUGUUCCCGCUAACCAUGAGGAGUGUAACAUUAAUUCAGAUGUUGCUACACAUAGUACAGCUCCUACAGAUUCUACAGUCUUUCCCUCUUCUGAAUUUGUUAAAUCCUGUAAUAAUCAGUCAGUCUUUGUUACACAGGAGAAUCGCACAAGUAAGACACAAUUUUCAUGCUCUGAGUGUGGGAAAUGUUUUAAAUAUAAAGCAAAUUUUAUUGAACAUCAGAGAAGUCACACAGGCGAGAAGCCAUUUCCAUGCUCUGAAUGUGGGAAAUGUUUUACACAGAAGUCGAAUCUUGUUACACAUCUAAAAAAUCACAGAGAUAAGAGACCAUUUUCAUGCUCUGAGUGUGGGAAAUGUUUUACAUAUAAAUCACGUCUUGUCAUACAUAAGAGAAGUCACACAGGUGAGAAGCCAUUUUCAUGUUCUGUGUGUGGAAAAUGUUUUACAUAUAAAUCAUUUCUUGUCAUACAUGAAAGAAGUCACACUGGUGAGAAGCCAUUUCCAUGUUCUGAGUGUAGGAAAUGUUUUAAAAAGAAAUCAGAUCUUGUUAGACAUCAGAUAACUCACACAGUUGAGAGGCCAUUUCCAUGUUCUGAGUGUGGGAAAUGUUUUACACAGAAAUCAGAUCUUGCUGCACAUCAGAGACGUCACACAGGUGAAAGGCCAUUUCCAUGCUCUGAGUGUGGGAAAUGUUUUACACAGAAAUCCGAUCUUGUGAUACAUCAGAGAAGGCACACAGGUGAGAAGCCAUUUUUAUGCUCUGAGUGUGGGAGAUGUUUUAAACAGAAAUCAUAUCUUGUUAAUCAUCGGAGAACUCACACAGGUGAGAGACCAUUUCCAUGUGCUGAGUGUGGGAAAUUUUUUACACGUAAAUCAGCUCUUGUUAGACAUCAGAGAAAUCACUCAGGAGAGAGACCAUUUCCAUGCUCUGAGUGUGGGAAAUGUUUUACACAUAGAUCUGAUCUGGUUAGACAUCAGAAAAUUCACACAUUACGUGGUGCGGAUCCAGAGACUUUGAGGAUGGACAUGGACCGGAGUCACACAAAUGAGAGGAUAUUACAUCUCACCCUGGAGAUCGUCCACCUGCUGACUGGGGAGGGUUACACAGUAGUGAAGAAGACAUUCCUUGACCAUCUGACAACCAUUAGCUGUGCCUCCAUCACGGUGCCUCCACCUCAGUCACAGAUACAUGAGAGGGACGAUGACCAGAAGAUCCUGGAACUCACCAACAAGAUCAUUCAGCAGCCAUCUGGAGAGGAGGGGGAGUAUAUAGAGGAACACAGGGGUCUGUACAAGGACGUGAUGAUGGAGAAUCACCGGCCCCUCACAUCACUGGAUGGACCCAGUAACAGAGAUACCCCAGAGAGAUGUCCCCGUCCUCUGUAUUCCCAGGAUUGUACAGAGGAGAAUCACAGGAUCCCACAGAAGGAUCAGGAUGAAUUUCUGACUGAUAAUAAUGCAGAAUAUAUAGUGGGAGAAGAAGAGACGUAUUUUACUGAUAAUAUGGCAAAACAUACAGAAGAAGAAGAAGAAGAGUCGUAUGUGACUGAUAUGAAAGAAGAAUUUAUAGAGGGAGAAGAAAAGACGUAUUUUACUGAUAACAUGGCAAAACAUACAGAAGAAGAAGGAGAAGAAGAAGAGACGUAUGUGAGGGGGGAUCAGCAGUGUAAGGAGGAGCAAAUACCUACAGCCAUCAGCACAGCAGAUGGACAGAGGGGCAGGAAUACCUCGGAGGGACAUCUAACUUUGUUUCCAGAUUUUAAAUUAGAAGAGAAGAACAUCACACGAGAUUCUGCAGGAGAAAACCUUAUUACCCCAAUUAUACAUCCAGUGCCUCAUAGCGCAGAUAUAUCAUCUGAUCCCUCUAACCAUGAGGAGGGUAACAUUAAUUCAGAUGUUUCUACACAUAGUGCAGCUCCUACAGAUGCUACAGUCAUUCCCUCUUCUGAAUUUGUUAAAUCCUGUAAUAAUCAGUCAGUUUUUGUUAGACAGAAGAAUCACACAAGUAAGAAACAAUUUUCAUGCUCUGAGUGUGGGAAAUGUUUCAAAUAUAGAGCAAAUUUUGUUGAACAUCAGAGAAGUCACGCAAGUGAGAAGCCAUUUCCAUGCUCAGAAUGUGGGAAAUGUUUUACAAAGAAAUCAUCUCUUAUUAUGCAUCACAGACUUCACACAGGUGAGAAGCCAUUUCCAUGCUCUGAGUGUGGGAAAUAUUUCAAAUAUAGAGCAAAUUUUGUUGAACAUCAGAGAAGUCACACAGGUGAGAAGCCAUUUCCAUGCUCAGAAUGUGGGAAAUGUUUUACAAAGAAAUCAUCUCUUAUUAUGCAUCACAGACUUCACACAGGUGAGAAGCCAUUUCUAUGCUCUGAGUGUGGGAAAUGUUUCACACAGAAAUCUGCCCUUGUUGUACAUCAGAAAAGUCACACAGGUGAGAAGCUGUUUCCAUGUUCUGAGUGUGGGAAAUGUCUUGCACAUAAAUCCACUCUUCUUGCACAUCUGAGAAUUCAUACAGGUGAGAAGCCAUUUUCAUGCCCUACAUGCGGGAAAUGUUUUACAAAGAAAUGCAAAAUUGUUGAGCAUCAGAAAUGUCACACAGGUGAGAAGCCAAUUUAAUGCUCUGAGUGUGGGAAAUGUUAUAUGCGAAAAUCCGCUCUUGUUGUACAUCAGAAAAGUCACAGAUGAGAAGCCAUUUUCAUGUUCCAAGUGUGGGAAAUGUUUUACACGUAAGUCAAGUCUUGUUACACAUCUGAAAAAUCACACAGAUAAGAAACCAUUUCCAUGCUCUGAGUGUGGGAAAUGUUAUAUGCGAAAAUCAGCUCUUGUUGUACAUCAGAAAAGUCACACAAGAUGAAAACCAUAUCGGUGAUCUGACUGACAUGAAAGAGUUUUGCAACAUCUACCUAUUGUAAAAGUCAUUGAUAGUAAUAUGUACAGUUCCGUUAAAGAGUGAAUUCUCAAAUGUAUAUUAACAUUACAUAACAGUUUUGGAGGGCAAUUCAAAACUUGAGUCUUUGCCAUCCACAAAGUGGAAUGGUCGUCAUCGACAUAAGACUGGAACACAUCGCACAUGUAUGGAUCUUAUUGCAGUCUCUUAGAUGUAGGUGUCUGCUAUAUAUUUUCACCACAUUUUGGCCAAAGCCAAGGAAUUGAUUUGUGUUAACUGUGAUAUUAUUUCCAUCCAAAAGUUGCGACAGGUAUACAGCCAGCUCCAAUUGAGGAGCCUGUCGUUUUCUCCGGCUGAAUGAUGUGAUAACAAACUCUUUCAUCCCUGUGGGAGGCUGGACACAAUAGGUAUUGUGCGUGGUGUUAGGAGCCUGGACAUUUUAAAACUGAAGCCAACUCAAGCUCCUCCUCAUACACACAACGUUUCCUACCAACAUCAGUUUUUCUUAGUGCUGGUGUUCCAGGAUGCGCUCCAUCUAGUUUUGAGUUUGGCAGAUUUUAUGUUUUUUUGUUUUCUCUUUGGCUGAUAGAGAGGUAGGUGGGGGAGUUCUUUCUCCUUCUCUACUACCUCCAGGGGCAGGGGGCCUUUAUCUUGUCUCAAACAUACCUUUCAUGCCCAGAAAAUAGGAAGAGAGUGUGUUGGAUCUGAUACAACACCACCCCCGUCCAGUGUGCCGUAGUUGAGGCAUGCCAGAUUGGUCGGACAGCCAACCAGGCCCGGAUCAACACACAGACAUUAGGCAUACUGAGAAGAAGGACCAUCAGGAAAAGCCCUUGGUGGAAGCUCAUAGGUUAUGCUUCAGGGUUAAAUGGUUAGAUUUAACUUCAGAUGCUUGGGUAAAAGACCUAUGCAUGGGUUUCUUUUUUUAAAUCUUAUUCUAGAUCUACCAGUGUUUGGCUUUACAAGAGGUUAUACAAAAGUCCCGAUACCUGCCGGCAGAGAGGUGGGAGGUUUUUUUGUCAAACCUUUUCCUCGUGCAGUAGCCAGACGAGUAAUUUUGGUAACUGCACUCGAGAGUCUUUACUAAGGUUUGAGAACAGUAGUUUCUCCAGAGAUUCUGUUAGAUCAUGUCAUAGUAACAGAACAAGAAUUCAUUUCCCAUGGUUGGGUAAUAUAUUGUUUAAAAUCAAAUAUAGUUUUAGCUCAAAAUAAGCUUUUCCUGGGCAGUGUGACUGAUACCAGAUUCAGGAGGGGUUUUCUUUCUGGGAAACAAGAUUCCAUUCUUACAAAAAUGGCUCUUGAAAAAGAAGGCAUUAAAGCAUUGUGCGAAAUUGUCUCCAUCUAUGAGGCAAAUCCGUUCACCCAAUUUCACUCUUAGAAGUUCCAGAUAAAGAUUUUAUGGAAAUGCUACAGAUCCCUAUCCUCAUCUGUAAUCUCAUCUCACCAUUGAGUUCACUGUUGUAGACAGGUUAUUCUUUUAUGAUGUCAGAACAAUAGACCUUAAUCUAUGAAGUUGAGGGACAGCACAGGUUUCAGGGCAAGUGGACGCUGGAGGAGCCUUCAUUCCACAUCAGUGUUCUGAAACUUUGAGCUGCCUUCAGUGCCCAAAGAUCUCUUUACAUAGACCUUUUCUUAGCUGAAGUCUACAUAAAGGGUCAGGUAGUCUAAGUCAAUUUAGACCAAGGGUGGCCAACCAGUUAGAGCCAAAGAGACAAAAAAUCCAGUUAGGUACAUCAAAGAGCCGUCAUCAAGCCAAAGGUACACGUGCAAAAAAGGGGUGUGGCCUUGUGCCUGCUAGACCAUGCCCCGGUAUAAAAUACAUUGAAAAGGCCACUUCCACAUAAAAUUAUUGAAAAAGCCAGAUUCACAUAAUAUAUUUCAGCUCCCCUAUGUGUCACUCCAGCCAGCACCCUGCUGCAUCACUCCAGCAAGCUCCCGCAUAUGUCACUCCUGCCAGUUCCCCGUGAGUCACUCCUGCCAUCACCCUGCUGCAUCACUCCAGCCAUCCCUCCCAUGUGUCACUCCUCGUACCACCCUUCUGUGUUACUCCAGCCAGCUCUCCCAUGUGUCACUACUUCCAGCACCCUACUGUGUCACUCCAGCCAGUUACUACGUGUGUCACUCUUGCCACCACUCUUUUAUGUCACCCCUGCCAGCUCCCUCGUGUAACUCCAGCCAGCUCCCCCUUGUAUCACACCAGCCCCUACAACUCGUGACAUUGAAGCAGCCUCUUAUGUGUCCUCAGUUUGCCUAUAUUAUCCGGCUCCCUCAAUUCUCAGUGACCGUAGUGCUGCUGUGUGUCUGGCUGGAGUGCAGCAGUUUCCAGAUAUAUUGUGGUCAUGUGAUUUUGAGUGUUGGGGAGCCACAUUUGAAUAAAGAAAGCCUCAUGGGGCUCAAGAGCCACUGGUUGGCCACCACUGAUUUAGACCGUGCUAUUGCAGUAGCAUUUUUGAACCAUCAGAGGGGAUACCAAGAUUACCCAGACCAUGGAGACAUAAAGGACCUUCCUUUGGGUGGAGAAGAAUGUGUCGACUCUCACAGCUUUGCAUUUUCCCAGUGUGAGCACUGGGAUGCUGACGAUUUCUGCAGACAACCUAAAAAUUUGGGGGAAUGGUCACUUCAUCCAGAUGUUUUCCAACAGAUAGUGGACAAAUAAGUUCAAACAGAUAUUGAUAUGAUAGUCCAGAAUGAACUUCAAAGAAAUACAUUACUGUGCCAAGACGAGAUCUGGAGUCAAAGUUUGUUGACAUACUGAUGGUCUUUUGGAUUUAUCCCCUCAUUUAUCAUGCUCCAGAAGGUCCUGGAAAAGGUAAAGAGCAUGGCAUACUUGUUGCUCUAGAAUAGAUUUACCAAUUGGUUACUGAAAUACAAAAUCAUUUUAGAUAAUGUGAAAAAGACCACAAUGAAUGCUAGGUGUCCUGCAUCACCCAAAUGUACUGUAAGUUCCCAUUUUAACCUUUAAGUUAGCACAACUUUACAGGAGGUUCUUGUUACAGGGUAAAAGUGGGGGUCUGAAAGUUCAGAUUUUAGCCAUGUCAGUGUUUUUUUUUUGUUUGUUUGUUUUUUUGCAGAAAAAGUCUUUCCCCCUUUUCAAGGCCAGUUCUGAACCUCUGUUUAAAGCCAUUUUUUAAAGAUACCCCACCAAAGAAAAAGUUGGGAUGCCCUUGUUAUAGAUCAUGCUAUUUUUACUGGUGUUCUUGUGUAAUUAAAUUUAAAACAAAAUAAAAUAACGUUAGAGUUUCAGUUGAUAAGAA